This is a messenger RNA of Capsicum annuum, 1082 nucleotides long. Its product is annotated as ATP-dependent Clp protease adapter protein CLPS1, chloroplastic. Lineage: Eukaryota; Viridiplantae; Streptophyta; Magnoliopsida; Solanales; Solanaceae. The record is from RefSeq and is a predicted model, not a curated record. The transcript has 3 exons. The coding region runs from base 276 to 755 and encodes 159 amino acids. Gene Ontology annotation, biological process: protein catabolic process; proteolysis.
GGACAUUGACUUUUGACUCAAUUAAGAUAAGAAAAUAAAUAGAGGGUUGUGAUUUUACUAAAGCUAAUACGUGUCUAUUUUCCAUCUGUGUGAAGGACUUGAAUCUUGAAUCUAACUGUUGUAGUACCAACCACUCAUUUAAUUUUCUUUCUUAUUUUGCACUGUAUAAAUUUUCAGGUGAAAAAAAAGAGAACGAAUUUGUGACAGAUUAUAAAAGGAAGCUCAGUGAUAUUAGUAGCAGUAUUGUACGCGUGUGGUGGGAGGUAAGAGAAAUUAUGGUCAUGGAAACUGCCAUUUGUAGCCGAGUUGCUCUUUCUCCCCAUCAAAUCCUCCAACCAAAACCUGGAGACAAGAAACCUCACCAAAAACAAUGGGCAAAUCGGAACGCGUUAAUGACAAUGCCUAUAGCAGGAGUAGGCAAAGGUGGUGGGUUGUUGGAGAAGCCUGUCAUAGAGAGAACAACUCCUGGGCGUGAAUCUGAGUUCAACGUGAGAAAAUCAAGGAAAAUGUCCCCGCCCUACCGUGUGAUGCUGCACAAUGACAAUUACAACAAGAGGGAGUAUGUUGUUCAAGUUCUCAUGAAGGUUAUCCCAGGGAUGACGGUCGACAAUGCUGUUAAUAUCAUGCAAGAGGCACAUCACAAUGGCCUGUCAGUGGUGAUAAUCUGUGCUCAAGUUGAUGCAGAAGAACAUUGCACGCAGCUAAGAGGCAAUGGUCUGCUGAGCUCUAUCGAGCCUGCCAGUGGAGGUUGUUAAGAAAAUGAACCUGAUGGGUGAUUUCUUCAUAAGCAGCAAGCAGCCUACUCUCUGCAUAGAUAUUGUACAUACAUGUUGAGAAUGGCAUAGUACCUCAUAACCUCUAGUCUGUUGAGCUGAAGUAGAACAUAUUACUGUAAACAGUAUCAGCACCAGAGACCGCCGAGUUUGUUAUACUAGAAACAUAUCAAUCAAUCAACCAUGCCUCAAUUCAAAGUAGUUGGGUCAAUCCCCAAGUAUGAAUCCUCUAUUUCUAUUAUGUUUUAUCCACGCUAAUUCAUUCGUUUGCCCUUUAUGGCUAAUGAAAGGUAUGGAUUUCUUUUCCCA